Messenger RNA from Alternaria alternata, 1200 nucleotides. Its product is annotated as Pkinase-domain-containing protein. Gene Ontology annotation, biological process: protein phosphorylation; cellular response to oxidative stress. Gene Ontology annotation, molecular function: ATP binding; calcium/calmodulin-dependent protein kinase activity; calmodulin binding. The record is from RefSeq and is a predicted model, not a curated record. NCBI's taxonomy places the organism in Eukaryota, Fungi, Ascomycota, Dothideomycetes, Pleosporales, Pleosporaceae. The coding region runs from base 1 to 1200 and encodes 399 amino acids. The transcript has 4 exons.
AUGGCGACAAGGACUUCGAACGGCGCUUCUGGAGCGCAGGGUACACAGACGGCAGCGCAAGUGCAGCCUUGCAGAUACAAGACUGGCAAAACUUUAGGCGCAGGCAGCUACUCUGUCGUGAAGGAGUGCGUACACAUUGAUACAGGAAGAUACUAUGCCGCCAAGGUCAUCAACAAGCGGCUCAUGGCAGGCCGAGAACACAUGGUCAGAAAUGAGAUUGCCGUGCUUAAGAGAGUAUCUAUGGGUCACAGAAACAUUCUGACACUCGUUGAUUACUUCGAAACUAUGAACAACCUUUACCUUGUCACCGACCUUGCGCUUGGAGGCGAGCUUUUCGACCGCAUCUGCCGAAAGGGCAACUAUUACGAAUCUGACGCUGGUGAUCUCAUCCGUGCCACGCUUUCUGCUGUCGCAUACCUUCACGACCACGGCAUCGUACAUCGAGACUUGAAGCCUGAGAACCUCCUGUUCCGAACGCCAGAAGACAAUGCCGAUCUGCUGAUUGCCGACUUUGGGCUGUCUCGAAUUAUGGAUGAAGAGCAGUUCCACGUCCUGACAACGACAUGCGGAACGCCAGGUUACAUGGCACCUGAGAUCUUCCGCAAAACUGGACACGGCAAACCGGUUGACAUAUGGGCUAUCGGCGUUAUCACAUACUUCCUCCUCUGCGGUUAUACUCCGUUCGACCGCGACUCUAACCUCGAAGAGAUGCAGGCCAUCUUAGUCGCAGACUACUCCUUUACACCCUUGGAGUACUGGAGGGGUGUUUCUCUUACAGCACGCGAGUUCAUUCGUCGCUGUUUGACCGUCGACCCUGCAGCGCGCAUGACAGCCCAUGAAGCCUUGUCUCAUCCUUGGAUCACGGAGCUUGGCAAGAAUAACGCUGAUGGUGAAGAGGAUCUAUUGCCCACGGUCAAGAAGAACUUUAACGCUCGUCGUACCCUGCAUGCAGCUAUCGAUACGAUUCGUGCUAUCAAUCAGCUGAGAGCGGGUGGUGCCGCUGGUAUGAUGGACGGCCAGCGUUCUGCUGAACCACGGAGAGGUGCCCCUCACGCCAACAUUCCUCAGCCAGCUGAUGAGCCAGACGACCCCAUGGAGAUUGACAGUAGAGGGAACGGACACGGUCAGACCGAAGAGAUGAUACAGGAGCAAGAGCGGAGGAUUAGAGAGACCCAGCAAGGCCUGUGGGGUAAGCGAUGA